AUGCCUUCACAAAAGCAUUUGUCAACACAACUGAUGAUCAAAGGCGACACUCAAGCCGUGUAUGUGUUAGCCCUGGCCUUCGAGCUCUUACCCCAAAACCUGAGACCACUUGCGGUCAACCAUUUGGUCGACAAUAUUAAGGCUCACGACUACCACUACACCACUGGAUUCAUCAGUAUUAAUUACAUAAAUGAGGUACUGGUGAGGUAUGGGCACCGGGAUGUUGCCUAUAGGUGCGUAUUACAGGAGUCAUUCCCCUCGUGGGGCUACGAGAUAGCACACAAUGCAACGGCAAUGUGGGAGCACUGGGACUCUUGGACAGAGGACAAGGGGUUUAUGGACCCCUCCAUGAAUUCAUUCAAUCACUUCAGUCUGGGAUCAGUCGGUCGAUGGCUUUACCAAUACGUGGGAGGCAUCGACACCGAUGACCAAAUGGUUGGCUUUAAACGCAUCAAAAUACAGCCCAACCCCGGGAAUGGUGUCUCGUUUGUGAAGUCCACUUAUAAGUCAAUCAAUGGGUUGAUUGAGAACUCGUGGCAAACAAUCGGCAAUCAAUUCGUGUUGAAUACAACAAUUCCGGUCAAUACGAGAGCCAGUGUUGACCUAACAUUUGCUAAGAAUGGGAAAGUCUAUGAAGUAGGAUCCGGGACAUAUACGUUUCAAGUCACUAUUGAUUAA
Oppiella nova is the source of this 678-nucleotide messenger RNA. The record is from the annotation of a GenBank genome assembly. NCBI's taxonomy places the organism in Eukaryota, Metazoa, Arthropoda, Arachnida, Sarcoptiformes, Oppiidae.